GGGCUGCCGGUGCUUCCCAGGAGGGUCAGAGCGGUCCCUGUCUUCGCAGCAAUGUUUCAGCCAGAAGGUGUAGGGCGGGAUCCAGCGAUAGCUGAUCAGCUUCCCUGGAUUUCGCUGACGCCACAGGAAAGCUUUGCCUGAAGAUGGAAACACUGGAGUCGGAACUGACCUGCCCUAUCUGUCUGGAGCUGUUUGAAGACCCGCUGCUGCUGCCUUGCGCUCACAGUCUCUGCUUCAACUGCGCGCACCGCAUCCUGGUCUCCCACUGCGCCACCAACGAGCCAGUGGAGUCAAUCACCGCCUUCCAGUGCCCGACCUGCCGCUAUGUCAUCACCCUCAGCCAGCGCGGUCUAGACGGGCUCAAGCGCAACGUCACCCUGCAGAACAUCAUCGACAGGUUUCAGAAAGCCUCAGUCAGUGGGCCUAAUUCCCCCAGCGAGACCCGCCGGGAGCGGGCAUUCGAUAGCAACAGCAUGUCGUCUUGCGAGAAGGUCCUCUGCCAGUUCUGCGACCAGGACCCUGCCCAGGAGGCAGUGAAAACCUGCGUUACCUGCGAGGUAUCCUACUGUGAGGAGUGUCUGAAAGCCACUCACCCCAACAAGAAGCCAUUCACUGGCCACCGUCUCAUCGAGCCUAUCCCGGACUCUCACAUCAGAGGAUUAAUGUGCUUGGAGCACGAGGAUGAGAAAGUGAACAUGUACUGCGUGACUGAUGACCAGUUAAUCUGUGCCUUGUGUAAACUGGUCGGACGACACCGUGACCAUCAGGUGGCAGCUUUAAGUGAGCGCUAUGACAAGCUAAAGCAAAACUUGGAAAGUAACCUCACCAGCCUUAUUAAGAGGAAUACUGAACUGGAAACUCUUUUGGCGAAACUCAUUCAGACCUGUCAACAUGUAGAAGUAAAUGCAUCCCGCCAAGAAACAAAGCUGAUGGAAGAAUGUGACCAGCUCAUCGAAAUAAUACAGCAAAGACGACAAAUAAUUGGAACCAAAAUCAAGGAAGGAAAGGUGGUGAGGUUGAGAAAACUGGCUCAGCAGAUUGCGAACUGCAAACAGUGCAUUGAGCGCUCGACAUCCCUCAUCUCUCAGGCUGAACAGUCGCUGAAGGAGAACGAUCACGCUCGCUUCCUGCAAACGGCUAAAAAUAUCACUGAAAGGGUUUCCAUGGCAACUGCAUCCUCCCAGGUUCUAAUUCCUGAAAUUAAUCUCAACGAUACCUUUGAUACUUUCGCACUUGAUUUUACCAGGGAGAAGAAAUUGUUGGAAUGCCUUGAUUACCUUACAGCUCCCAACCCACCCACCAUUCGAGAAGAGCUCUGUACAGCUUCUUAUGAUACCAUUACUGUCCACUGGACAUCGGAUGAUGAGUUCAGCGUGGUCUCUUACGAGCUGCAAUACACCAUCUUCACCGGACAAGCUAAUGUUGUUAGUUUAUGCAACUCUGCCGACAGCUGGAUGAUUGUUCCCAAUAUCAAACAAAACCACUACACAGUGCAUGGGUUACAGAGUGGCACUAAGUACAUCUUCAUCGUUAAGGCCAUUAAUCAGGCAGGCAGCAGGAGCAGCGAACCCGGCAAGCUCAAGACAAACAGUCAGCCAUUUAAACUGGACCCCAAAUCUGCGCACAGAAAAUUGAAAGUGUCUCAUGAUAACUUGACAGUGGAACGUGAUGAAACAUCCUCCAAAAAGAGUCAUACACCAGAGCGAUUCACCAGCCAGGGGAGCUAUGGAGUUGCUGGCAACGUGUUCAUUGACAGCGGGAGGCAUUACUGGGAGGUGGUUAUAAGCGGGAGUACGUGGUAUGCCAUUGGCAUUUCCUACAAGUCGGCACCGAAGCAUGAGUGGAUCGGGAAGAAUUCCGCCUCCUGGGUGCUUUGCCGCUGCAAUAACACGUGGGUGGUGCGACACAACAGCAAAGAAAUCCCCAUCGAGCCCGCUCCUCAUCUCCGGCGUGUCGGGAUUUUGCUGGACUAUGACAACGGCUCCCUUGCUUUUUACGAUGCUUUGAACUCCCUACACCUUUACACUUUUGACAUUACAUUUGGGCAGCCAGUGUGCCCCACGUUCACUGUGUGGAAUAAGUGUUUGACCAUUAUAACCGGCUUGCCUAUCCCUGACCACCUAGACUCCUCCGAGCAGCUCGCAUGACUGCUAAGAGCCAAAAGGUAGGAUGAUGUGUAUUCCCAGGAGCUUGCCCGGAGCUGGCAGGUUGUGUGGCAUCCCUGUCAUCACUGACAAAUCUGGCCAGAACUGAAAAGGGGAGAGUAUCUCUUUGCUGUGUACUUUGUGUGGAAGGACAAGAAAUGGCUUUAAUAAUAUCUUAGAACUUCCUUUUGGAGUUGGUUUUGUUUGGUUGGUUUUGUAUUUAGUCUCUUACAGGAAGAUUUAUAAAUUAUUUAUAAAAAAAACAAACAACAAAAAAAAUAAAAUAAAAAAUUAAAAUUAAAAAAAAAAGAGAGAGAGAGAGAAUGGAAAGCCUGGUUUGGACACCUGGAAAAAGACUUAUUUGUUUUGCACAUUGAUGGUCCUGUCAAUUAAAGUUUCAUCAGCCCUUUACAUCACUUUAUUUUACAGUGGAUAAAAGCAGGAAAUUGGAAGAAAGAAAACUGUGCAGUGGACGAGUCAGUAUGCUGCAGGUUUUAUUCAUGCCAAUAUUAGCACUCUCAUUACCAGUCUUAUUGAGUGUGAGACCUCCUAAUUUCUACUUUGCACAUGGGAGUAUGCAGAUCAAAAAGAACAAAAAUAAACAAGUGAGGAAGUGCAGCUAGCCAACACAACAAACGAAGAAAUUUUAAUAUACUUCUGCUCACAGGGCACUGCUCUCUCUGUUCAUAAAACACAUGUGGAAUAUCUCCUAGAAAUGGGAGUGGAUAAAUCAUCUAGCGAUUUAUUUUACUGAUGGCAACAUUCCCAUAUACCAGCGCGUCGCCUUCAUCUUUGGGAAACAUUGUAGAAUCACUGAGGAUGUGAAAGAUUGAUACUGUAUCUGAGAAUCAACAACACUGGAGGAGAGCAGCCAACCCAAGGUCUGACUGUAGGCCAACUUGAUAAAGCAUGGUAUCAUUUAAGGAUUGAUUGCAAUAGAAGAUGUCACAGCUCUGAUGGUAGACAUGUGAAUGCUUAUUGCUGAUUUUACAAGGUUCAACAUAGCAAGCCCAGCCAACAACUCGGAAGUGAGACAUGUGCCACUUUACCAUUGGUUUUAAAUUAAAUACAAGUGUUUCAUGGUCCUACACUAUGUAGACUCUAUAACAAAAGCAAGGAAAUAGAUUUUCCAUGUGUUGUAUGGAGAAACAUUGCAGCUGGUGUUUGGUCAGAGUUAUCAUUGUCCUGGUCUGUUUGGGAAAGCACAGUGUUUUUUGUGAAUGAGGAGUAAGUAAGUUUUCAGCAGCAGUAGGAAUCUGCACGGGCUGGCCCCACAUUCAUCCUGGUGUUGGUGGGUGAACUUCAGUGAAGGUAAUACAGGUUGUACCUACUUUAUCUCAAUGCUGAAUC
Messenger RNA from Apus apus (common swift), 3494 nucleotides. It is a transcript of the gene MID1, whose product is annotated as midline 1. Gene Ontology annotation, molecular function: zinc ion binding; protein binding. The transcript is spliced from 10 exons. NCBI's taxonomy places the organism in Eukaryota, Metazoa, Chordata, Aves, Apodiformes, Apodidae. The coding region runs from base 144 to 2147 and encodes 667 amino acids. The record is from RefSeq and is a predicted model, not a curated record.